This is a messenger RNA of Echinops telfairi (small Madagascar hedgehog), 7389 nucleotides long. RefSeq names its product RAB22A, member RAS oncogene family (gene RAB22A). Bases 1 to 672 code for a protein of 223 amino acids. The record is from RefSeq and is a predicted model, not a curated record. Gene Ontology annotation, molecular function: GTP binding; GTPase activity. Lineage: Eukaryota; Metazoa; Chordata; Mammalia; Afrosoricida; Tenrecidae. The transcript has 7 exons.
AUGCGGGACUUGGGACUGGCCCCAACCCGUCCCUCCCAGGGGCAGCCGGAGGGGGACGAGGAGGAAGAGAAAGAGAGUGACGGGAAAUCAAAACUCCAACAAGAACCAAAGCCCUUCCGCAAGGAUACGGGUGUAGGUAAAUCGAGUAUCGUGUGGCGGUUUGUGGAAAACAGUUUUGAUCCAAACAUCAACCCAACGAUAGGGGCAUCUUUUAUGACCAAGACUGUCCAGUACCAGAAUGAGCAGCAUAAAUUCCUAAUCUGGGAUACAGCUGGCCAAGAGCGAUUCCGGGCCCUGGCGCCGAUGUACUACCGGGGGUCGGCCGCCGCUAUCAUCGUCUACGACAUCACGAAAGAAGAAACGUUUUCCACACUGAAGAACUGGGUGAAAGAGCUCCGGCAGCACGGGCCCCCCAAUAUUGUCGUGGCCAUCGCCGGAAACAAGUGUGACCUCAUAGAUGUCAGAGAAGUCAUGGAGAGAGAUGCCAAGGACUAUGCCGACUCCAUUCACGCAGUCUUUGUAGAGACCAGCGCCAAGAAUGCCGUAAACAUCAACGAGCUCUUUAUUGAAAUCAGUCAGAGAAUCCCGUCCACUGACGCCAACCCUCCUUCGGGCGGGAAGGGCUUCAAACUGCGGAGACAGCCUUCAGAGCCCAGGCGGAGCUGCUGCUGACGAGCCCCCACCCCUGCAACUUUGGGCUGUGCUGGGGGUCCCGAGCAGGGGGCUGGGGUCCCCGCCCGAACAGUCUCGGACCUUCUUCUCAAACAGAGGAAUCCCCGAGAUGGACCAACCUGUCCUCCUGCCGUCACCAGCCCUGGCCCCUGGUCUGGGGCUCCUGCUAUGAGAGGAGCCCGUGGCCACAGAGGUGCCCGUCACUGGGCUUGGACUUGCUGCCCCAGCACGUAACGUAUCGGUGUGUGGAUGAUAGGGUUACAUUGUUGAGUAGUUUUGUAAUCAAGAUUUUAUGUACCAUUUGUAAAGGGAAAAGUAACACUUUUCAUAGUUCUUGAGUGGGGGUUGAGAGGGAGGACCUUGUGGAGAUGACUGGGGCCUCUGUUCCCCACUGCAGCUGUCCCCGGGGCUGUGGGACGCUGGAUGAACGUGAACGCAGUGGGCCUCCCCCAGCCGAAGGAGGCCCGUUAAAAUUUGACAUGCAGGUGAUUCUUCCUAAGACUGCUGUAGAGGAUUCCGGCCCCCUGCCACGUCUGAAGCACUUUCCAUUGAAAAUGUCAGCCCAGCCCGCAGACAGUGAAUGAACCACGGCACAGCCCACCCUCGACUCCUCUCUGUCUACCACGCACCUUCUUCAGUAAGCCCUCCCCCCUGGGGAGCACAGAGCACCUCUGCAGGGUAGUGGGUUUCCUGUGUUCUCAGCUGGCUGGUAGUGGGGCAGGUGGGGAUGUGGGAAGAAAGGAGAGGACAUGGUGGCUGGCUGCCUGUUCCCUUAUUUCACAUGCCCAUGUUUUUUUUUGUGGGGAGGGCAUCCACGCCAAGCACUCAUCAGCUUGGUGUCUGUUGCUGAACCCAGGGUUCAAGGUGUUUUCCAUUGUGUAAAUACGUCAGUAAACCCAGAGUUUGACUCUCCAGAGGGCCUCACAGCCUCUUGCCGGGCCCCUAGUUCUCAGCCCACCCCAACACGCACUGGAGGUCAAUCUCUUUGUGCAGAGAGACGCCCUUCAAAGAUCCCUCUGCCCCCCAUGCACCAAACUCCCACCCGAGGGUCAGAAUAGAGACAUGCAGGGCCCCUCCAACCCAAACUGUCACCAUCGACUGGAUUCCGGCCACAGGUUCCCCCCAGGACAAAGCAGAACUGCCCACAGCAUUUCCCUUGUGCCUCCCCUUCCUCCCGCAUCACAGCUUCGGGGCUCAAACGCCAGGCCCAGUGCCUAACCCACUGCGCCACCCAGCCACAAGAUGCCGUCCCCAGCGCAAGUGGCUUGUUGAACGUUGGUCCUACGGGUCUUGCUCUGGCUGCGGCCAGCAGCACCUGCUCUGCGGGUUCUGCUCGUUAUCAGCGUUCAUUCUCCCCCCUGUGAGGAGCGGUCAGCGCUCCUUUCCCUCAGGGAGCCUAAUGAGGUUUUUAAUAUCAUCUAAAAAUAAAGCACUGAGUGAAGGUGGUGAAAAUUUGUUCCUGGUCUAAUUUGGCACCCUUCCAACCUGCGUAUUGUAAGAAGAGGAAAUUUACAAGAUUAAAUAGGAAAUGAAACAGCUUGAAUUUCAAACUAAAUGGUGUUUUCAACACCAUCCUUAAACUGAACCAGUCAAAACUUUAAAAAAAUAAUUGUUAUUCUCUGUGCUCCCCCCAGCACACACACUUGAUCGAGUUGGAUCUUAAUGGGGAAAUUGUAAGUCGAACCGAGGAAAGCACCUCCCGCGGCCCUGCUUUGUGUCUCGGGCCCUUGAGCUUGUUCCGCUCCACUGCAGCUGCGCUGGAAGAGUCGUGAGUGCCGUGUGCCAUCGAGACACGCGGACCCGCCCAGCUGCCGCCCCAGGCCUCGAAAACAAGAUUCCCUGGGCUGGACCCAGCACCCAACGCAGUUAGGCUCUCAUCUGCUUGGAGAUGCACCAGGGGCCACUGUCCCCCAGGACACCCCUCACAUGACCACGGCAGCACAAACAGGUCCUCUGGCCCACAGCGCAGAGGGUGCCAUGCAGGCAUGCUUGGCCCUUUCUGCCUCCUUUCUCCCAAAGGUGACACCAGCCCAAGACCCUUGCGGUUUGCCCCCAAACACCUUGGUGACCAUGGUAGACACUUGUGAGUUCCGUCCCCACAGCAAGCAGCUGGGUCGUCCCCUUACGUUCCCUCCAUCACGGCCAUGGUGUGGUUUGGUUCUCAGCAGCAUCAGUACCCUGUCACUUGUGCGCCACCACUCUCCCUCGUGUGCCCUGGGCUCCACUGCCCCUCCCCUCAUCGCUGCCCGAGGGUGUGGACAUGGGGACUUCAUCUUGGCCCCAGAGUCACACCCUCAUUAAAAACAGCCCGGACGUUGUUCCCUGCGCCCUCUGUCUGCAGGUGUUGGAGACACCUUGGAAUUGUUACCUCGCCUGUGCUACAGCCUAGUACUCAGCCUCCGUCCUUAUUGUUUCAUUGUUAUUGCUGUUGUUGUGAGGAAAGGCUAGGGUUCAAAGGGAACGAACGAUACUUGAGAAUUCUAUUCCAGAAACUGUCCCCUGUCCUCCGCUGACGCAGGGCCACUGGGAGAAAGUUUGGGGACAGGAAAGGAGAGAACAGGCAUUAAUUGGCCACGAGUGCAUAUCAUCCCUCCCGAGAGGUGGCAGUGAGCUCUUUGUAGGUGUCCAAUCCCAGCAGCCACCGGUCGGCCUCGUGAGUGCUCCCUUCACCCCAAGUGCUUUCUGAUGACGCGUUACCUAAUUAACUGUCAUUUGGUGAUUUAAAGAACAUAAAGUAAGAGUAUGAUUAAGUGCCCUUCAUGUCCACCCACUCUGCAAGAAGUGAUUGGGGCGAAGUACCAGCUGCCAGUCCUGGCUCCACACACAACCACCGUCACCUACUCACCACCCCCAGCAGGACACGAGCCUCGCUCUGCCUCGGAUCAUUGUCUCCCACUGCUGCUCAGUGGGAAGGGACUGCCCACUGGACAAAGACUCCCAGAAGCUGACCCAGUCCGGGCAGGCCCCACCAGUCAGCAUGAGAGGCCUGCGCUCCCUCAGAAGAGCUGGUGUCUCCGGGGUCCUGUGGACCGUCAUUGUUACAUGCAGAAAGGCAACGAGAACCACGUUUCACUCUAGAGAUCCUCUUAAAUCUUGGCUGUGUACUUCUGUCCUCAAGGAGGAAAUCACAGCUCGGUGGCCAGAGGCACGCCCUGGGGCGAGGGUGGCAGCCUCCCUCCCAGGGACAGUAGCCCGGGCCCCUGUGUCCCCUGUGAGGUGUGAGUAGAAGGAAGGCCUGGCAGCAGCUUUGGGCAGGAAAGGCCUUUAUUUGCUCAUGGGGGUUGAUCUGAGAGCCAGCUUCCGAAGAAGCGGGGCCUUUUGUAUUACUCUGUUCCCCUCUUCAGAACACACAAGCAACUUGGCUUAGGGACCCUUACCAUGAGGUGGGGGUGGUGCCUGCUGGCAUAUAGACACUGCUGAGCCCCUCCCUAGGCUUUGCCUGAAGCCUAAGAGAGCGACCAGGAGUGCUGGUGACCUAGUAGGUUACAGGUUAGGCUGAAAAUUGCAGGGUCAGUUCAAAACCACCAGCUAUGCUGCAGCAGAAAAACGAGGCUUCCUACUCCUGGAACCCACAGGGGCAGUUCUACUCUGAUCUGCAGGGUCACUAUGAGUCGGGAGCAGCGUGAUGGCAGAAGUGAGUGUGCGGGUUUGGUGGGUCAGGGUGAGUGGCGGGGGGAAGUUGCCACAUGUCCCCGGGGCGCUCACCUGGUCCCCAUGCCUGCCUGUUGAAGAGCCUUUCAUGAGUCCAGGCAAACUUGGCACCAGAGGAAGGGGAGCUAAGCAUUAGAAGGCUUACUGAAAGGUCAGAGCUUCGAACCCACCAGCAGCUGCACUUGAGAAAGCCCCAGUCUGUUCUCAUCAAGAUGGCGGACCACCUAGAAAGUCCUGCGGCAGGUGGUUCUGCUCUGCCCCGCGAGUGGGCUAGACCAACAGCCCCAAAGGCGACAUGAGAAGGCGUGAGUGUGAACCGCGUGGCCGUUUCGACCCGUGUCCCACACAACGGCUCACAGUGGGACCUCCAAAGGCACACACAUACCCCAUGAUAGCCAUCAUGGCUCAUCCAGACCCCAGAAUGGACUGCUCCCGGUAGAUAUUUGAAGAUUGCCUCCACUCUUCAAAAGGACCCCUGGACGCACGGUGCCCUGUGGUUCAGAAAGGCUGGGCUGGGAAGGAAGCUGCCCUGAGCUGCCUGCCCCUCACUCCCCAGUAAUGGCAUCCAGGCAAUCUGGGGCCUCGAUUUACAGGACACAUGGAUGGAAUUCUGGGGCCGCCGCGCUAUUUUAUUUGCAAAUGGAAGUUCUUGAAGAUAUUAGAAGGAUCUUCUAUUUUUUCAUAAGUCUCCCCGUCACCUGCUAUUUUUUUUUGUUUUGUUUUACGUGUAGGUAAGAGGGCAACCUGUGGAGAUGAAGUUUCACGGGGACAUGAGGAGAGUGAAGAAACAGAAGCAAGACUUUGCACAUUUCCCAGUCUGUGCUUCCAUAUUCGCUUAGCUUAUAGGAAAAUGAUUUACUCUCCAAGCCGAGCAGGGCUCCCAGUAGCAUAGAUCAAGCUUAAUUUGAUGGCAUGUAACAUCAGAAAUAACUAAUAUCUGCCGUGUGUGCUGCUCUCGGGAUAAUCCAUUUCAGACCUGCUAGAGCCUCUCCCAGCUUCAAAACAAAAGGCUGUGGAAGUUUACUAAAAAGGGAAAAAACAAACAUCGGGGAACUUUCCAGCAAUGGCUGUUCUGUGACGUUGGGCACUUUGAGGUGGCAGGGUGAUAGGCGGGUGCUGCAGGCAGACACCAACAUGAAAACCAGGUGUCUGACAGGUUUAACAACCGAGGAAAAAAUAACUUUCUAAUUUGUCCACCAGUUCAAUUUUAGAGCUGUAUGGUGCCAGGCGCCUUGUCAAAAAGCUUCCUAAUUGAAUCGAACCAACUUUGGGGGAGCUUUCUGUGAAUAGGGCUCCAGGCCCCAGGCUCCGUUAACCAAUCAGCAGGCAGUCCUGGGAGUCUAGCCCUUUGCUUGCUCCUCGUGGAAGAGAGCUAUCGACUGACCGUUUCUGGGCUUCCUGCAGCAAACAAAGCAGGCCACUUGCCUCGAGGGCUCACUUGUGCUGGACAUGGGGGCAAAUCACCUUCCAGAAAAAGCUCUAAGCAGAGGGCCUGUAAUAUUUGGGGAGAACUGGAACUUUCCAUCAACUUCAGCAUCUUCCGUCACGUGUAAAAACUGACCACACACACACCAGCGGGCAGCCUGAGCCCACUGCCCAUUCAGCUGGCACAGGACAUCUCUUCACUGAUGAGAGUAACCUCUAGGGCAGCAGCCCCAUGUCCCCUGGCCACGCCAGAGCAGCACCAGCCUCUGACCAACACUCUCCACCUUUGUUUGGGCUUUAAUCUGGUAGCAUUUGUCCGUCUGUGCAUUUACCAUGUCCCUGCCAUGAAGUCCGCUCCGGGUCACCACGCCCCUGGAGGACAGAGCGUAUGUAAGACUGUGUAUCUUACGGGGGCAGAAGGCCCUAUCUUUCUCAUGCACCGCGGUUGAUGGAUACGAACCGCCGACCUCAGCAUCCCAGUGCCUGAUUUUGCAUGGUGUUGCAGGCUUACCCCUCUCCCCCGCAACAAGCCUGAGAGCAGCUCCUGGGUUGGCUCGUCUCCUUGUGUCAUGCAGGAUUGCUGCUUACAUCGAUUGCAGAUCCUCCUGUUACCAGGAUAGUCGCACAGAUAAGUGGAUGGCUCCCCUCCUUUGUCCUGGCCAUUCCCACCUGUCUGUGAUGCUCUGGGUCACACCGUAGGGGGCCACCAUCCCCCUGGCCGCCUUGAGGACGUACAUCAUGCCUCCUCUGACUAAAGCCAAUUUCUUGCCUUAGCGCCCCUUCCCUGGCGACUGUCCCCUGAUGGCACGUGGCGUCAGCCACCUUCCCUUUCCCAUGCUGCCUUACAGGAGUCCCAGGCACAGGGCUCGCCUGCUAGAGGAAGAGCCAGGACUUGCAGCACAUCAUCGUCAGAACGGGUGACAACCUUCCUGUGGCCCCCGGCAGGGACGGGGACAGGCAAUUUCAGCAGUUGGUGUCACGUGAGCCUCCCUUGGUUUGUGAUGGAGACUGCCCAACUCAGACAGCUUUGAGAGGAGCCACCUCAGAGACAUGGCGAAUGCUCCGCCUGGCCGGGGCCUGAUUGAUUUCAACGAGUCACACUUGUGUGCCUUUAGACGACAGCAUCUCCUAUGAAAAAAUAAUAUCAAUCAAAUAAAGUUAAGUUGCUUGCACUUUGGGUCGCUUUGCACCACUGUAAAUACCAGCCCUGAUGUGUGGCCGUGGCUUCCGUGCCUGGCACGUCUCCUGGUGACCCCAGGAGGAAGCAGGCACGCUGGUUUGCCAAGUAGAUCUGGAUGUCUGGAGACCUUAUUUUUGCAGUCUUAACCUUGGGCUGGACCUGAGUCUUAUGUAAAUCCUAUGCUACCUUGUACCGUUCCGUGAUGCUGACCCGAGAAUGCAAGGCCUUUUUGACGCUGGCUAUGAGAUUUCUCUUUUUAUACGGAAUGCUGAUAGUGGAGAGUUUGCGGUGCAAGGUUGAUUUGGCAUCCUGUCAGUUGUACUGCUGGAGCCAAAGUGUUCUAUAGUGAAUGAACGUUUGUCGACUCUGAAAACGCUAAAGCACUCUGGAAUUGUGGUAUUGUCAGGAGGAGGAGGAGGGCGUCCACAUUUUAUUAAUAAAAUGCUAUGUUUACAAGUCUA